Chironomus riparius is the source of this 1234-nucleotide messenger RNA. Lineage: Eukaryota; Metazoa; Arthropoda; Insecta; Diptera; Chironomidae. The record is from the annotation of a GenBank genome assembly.
UUUAGACAUCAUCUUUGAAAUAGAAUCUUUUAAGAUUUUCAGGUGUUUACAAUUUUUAUUAAUUAAAGUGUUUCAAAACCAUUUAAGAGGAAGUAAAAUACUGGACAAUAUUAAACAAACAAGCAGUCAUUGCUAGCAUUUGGGAAUUAAGAGAAACAAAGUAUAUUAAGCGUUAAAAUGAUGUCUAAAAUUAUGCGGCUUACGAAUUGCACGAAUUUAGUUCUGUCGAGUGCUUUGCGAGAAUCAAAAUUACUAAGAACAACGAUACCUCUUCGAUUUUAUACAACAGAACAGCCAGCACAGUCUCCAAAACCUCCAGCAACAUCAGCUUCAAUACCACCGAAACCUGAAACUAAGAAAGAACUGCCUGGGAAAGGAAAAGGUCCAACUACAUGGAGGAGCUUAUCGAUUGCUGCUGCUUUAGGUGGAUGUUUAUUGGCAUUUAUGUGGUAUGUGAAGGAUGAGAAGGAACAGGCAAUGCUUCGUGAGAGAAAGCGUCAAUUAGGGAAAGCAGCUAUUGGUGGACGAUGGGAACUUGUUGAUACAAAAGGAAAUUUGAAAAAGUCUGAAGACUUUCAUGGUCAAUGGCUGUUAAUUUAUUUCGGAUUUACUCAUUGCCCUGAUAUUUGCCCAGAAGAAUUGGAAAAACUUGCUGAAACUGUUGAUAGUCUUGAGAAAUCUAAAGAGUUCCAAAAAGACAAAAUCCAGUCAUUAUUUAUCACUGUAGAUCCAUUAAGAGACACGCCCGAAAUAGUUGAGAAAUAUACCAAAGAAUUUUCUCCCAAACUGCUUGGUCUUACAGGAACAGUUGAUCAAGUUAAGCAAGUCUGUAAAGCAUUUAGAGUAUAUUUCUCUGCUGGUCCAAAAGAUGAGGAUAAUGACUAUAUCGUUGAUCAUACAAUCAUUAUUUAUUUAGUAAACCCCGAUGGUGAAUUUGUAGAUUAUUACGGACAGAAUAGAAAUGCAGAGUCCAUCACAAACUCUGUACUUAUCAAUGUGGCUAAAUAUAACUCUCUGAAUAAGAAGGGGUGGUUUUCAUAAGAGAUGAAAAGAAUAUCCCGCAAGCUAGCUUGGAGAAAGAGAUGGAAGGGAAAAAAAAGUUUUCAAUUUAAAGUUUUCUUUUUAUAGUGAUGAGUUGAUGGCAUUGAGAAAUUGAUUGUAACUUCAUAAAGUUUCCGCACUAGCAUUCAGUAUAUAUAGUAAAAUAUUAAUAAAGAAUAACGUUUACAAAGUA